AUGCCGCCGGCGGCGGCGCUGAUGAGCGACCUCGUAGAGGAUCUGUUCCUCCGCCUUUCGCCGGAGCUCGUCGAGGAGGUGUUUUUCCGCCUCCCGCCGGACGAGCCCACCUGUCUCGUCCGUGCCUCCGCCGUCUGCAAGCCCUGGCGCCGCAUCCUCGCCGAUUCGGGCUUUCGCCGCCGCUACCGCAAGUUCCACGGAACGCCUCCCGUCCUGGGGCUCUUCCAACGGGGCGACUGGCUCUUCCAAAAGGGAUCCCGCUUCGUUCCCACCUCCGCCCUCUUCCCUGCCCAGCCUGACCAUCCCGAUUGCUUUGCCAUGGACUGCCGCGCCCUCUUCGCCCGCAUCUGGGACACCUCCGUCCUCAUGGUCUUGGACCCUGUGACGGGCCACCAGCGCCUCGUGACCUCCCCCUAUACUCACCCGGUCAGCUUCAGUGCGGCGCCGGUCAGCUUCAGUGCGGCGGUGUUCUGCGCCGGCGCCGCACAAGGCUGCGACCACCAUGGUUGCCAAGCAGGGCACUUCCGUCUGGCCGUCGUGACCACCAAUGAUGUCCAAGAGGUCACAUCGGGCUGGCUCUACUCGUCGGAGACUCGCGUGUGGAGCCAGCUCACCUCUCUUCAUCACCCCAAUGUCAGAUUUACCAAUUCAGCUGCGCCUAGCGUCCUUGUGGGUGAUGCACUCUACUUCAACUUGGGCGGCAUCAUCGAGUGCCAACUUGGUACAGUCUGCUUGUCAAUGUUGGAGAAGCCAAUCGAUGGCAAUGGGACUCUCAUGGCGACGCAAGACGGUCUGCUGGGAUUCGCUGCCGUGGUGGAUGCCGCAAAUCUAACCCUUUGGUCGAGGGAGGCCGGACCCAAGGGAGCCAUGGGAUGGGCAAAACUCAGGAUAAUUGAUCUUGAGGCGCUGCUCCCUGUUGGUGCCAUGUCCCUAACAUUGGAAUUCAGGAGGCGGGUACAUGCAUUGGUGACCAGUGGCAUCGCGGAGGGCACCCAAAUCAUUUUUGUGAUAACUCGUGAUGGUUCUUAUAUGGUUGAUCUCGAGUCAGGUCGAGUCAGGCCCGUGUCUUGUCUUUGCAGAAAAAUCUUUCCCUACAUGAGCUUCUACAUCCCAGCAAUUAAAGCAGCUUCCACUAGCCAGGGGCAGAGAGCUGGUGCUUCAAGUGUUCGCCGGGCUGGAGCAAGAGGGAGGCGGUAG
Messenger RNA from Triticum turgidum subsp. durum (durum wheat), 1197 nucleotides. The record is from the annotation of a GenBank genome assembly. NCBI's taxonomy places the organism in Eukaryota, Viridiplantae, Streptophyta, Magnoliopsida, Poales, Poaceae.